CUGCGGUAUAUUUGAAGAAUUCAUCUCCAAUUGAAUGCGUGUGUUUCAGGUGCAUGGAAGAAUACCCUUAUUGUGUGAAAAACAUUUUUGCACACAGUUCAUUCUCAGAGAGACAACUAUCGUGCACCACUCAACCUCCGAUGCAACAAGCGAAUGGAAGUCUUUUAAGUUUACCAGGACUUCCUCCAUACCAGUCACCGCAUAAUUCGUCACUAGGAGGUCCAUGCAGAACCAAAAACUCGGCACCAAGCAGUACAUCAUGUUGAUUUCUGUAAAUUUGUUCAUUAGGUCCCUCAGCUGGUACUCUGAAAACGUCAUUAUGCGAAGUAAAUUUGGAAGAUGUCCCAAUGGAACUUGUGACCUCUGAGGAAGACUGUAAAUCUGAGUAUACUGAUACUUCCCUAUCAACAUGCAAUGAUUCGGUAGACGAUUCAGUUGUUGAGCACUGUACUACAGAAUUGGAUGAAAUUGAACUCAGAAGUCGCGCCCUAAGGAGUAUGCUUUUACAGAAGAAAACUACCACAACAGACGCAGCACAAUCAAAACCUGAUAUUCUAUCUAGUCAUGAUGUAUCCACGAUCAAGUAUGAUCAUUCGAAAGUUGAGAUAUCAUGUGACUCAACUGCAAGACAAAGACAAAAAUUUGUGAUAACUUUGAAUGAUUCGUCUGAUAGUGAUGACUCACUUACUUACUCUGUCGGGGCUGUUUUUAAGGGUACAAAAGCCAAUAAUUCUGCAAAUGAAUCCUCUAAUGUUGUAAACACUAGUAAUAACUCAUCAAAAAUUAGUCGUUUUCAUCAAGAAGAGAAAUUGUUGUUACAACGUAAAAUGGAGCUGCUCAGACUUAAAUUAACAGUUAAGCGACAACAGAGCUUAAUUGAUGAGCGACGCAAAAUCGUUCGAAAAUUGUCAACUACUUUGUCAGAACUUCGUAAGCGUAUCAAAGAUACUACUUCGUUGUACAAAGAAGCUAAUAAGUCUCUACAGAAAGCUCAGCGUACAAAUGUCGCUUACCAAAGGAAACUGGCCACAGCCCAAAAGUUAUAUUCUGAUGCGCUUAACUCUGUAAAUCGUUCUACUGCUGAUGUAAUUAAAACAGGCUUUGCCCUUUCUUCUGUGAAUUUGCGCAGAGAUCUCAUUGUUCUGUCCCUCGGUGUCCUACAAAGAGCCAAAGUUGUCACGUGGUUUCUUGCACACUACAGGCUCGAUUCGACGGCUAUAAAAUGCAAUAUAGAAUGUGUUAAGCCAUCAUCUGAAUCAAAAAAUGAACCAGAGACUCCUAAUGUGCUUGAUCCAUUUCGACCAGUAUGUCCAUUUUUUCUAAAUGGUGAAUGCUUAGAUAAGACAUGCAUAUAUCAACACUUCAAAAGUUCAACUAAUCAUACUAAAGCCAAAUCAAAGAGUUAUCCACGUUUACCUACAAAAGGAGGCUUGGUUUCUCCAUUAUUUGAUUAUGAACAAAGAGGGAAGUAUGAUGAUAAACUUUUUUGUGAAUUGUGUGACGAAAAUCUGGUCACACCUUCAUCUGAUUCUUGUCAGACACCAGCAUUACAACGUUGGCAUACGGCUUAUCUAGCCUACUUGUGUUCAAAAACAAAAAAACAAUUCUAUGAUAAAUUAUUUAGUGACUUCAAGGAAUGUGGUGCAGAUUUAUGUGCACACUUGAUAUUCGGACUUCUGCUGAAUCCCAGCCUAGAUAGAUUACCGGUUGAAGACAAAAUUGUUAACUGUUUGAAAUCAUCUGGUUUCCCUUUAGAUGCCCUCAAGACAGUAUUACGACAUCCUCGUAUUAGUAUACCUAUUCGAAAGUCAAUUAUGAAGACUUCUACCGAAUACUUAGUUUUACAAUUUCAGCAAGACAACAAUCAGAGCUCAAAUAUCGAGUCAUCUUUCAUAUACCUCAUUUAUCAGAGAUGCCUUCUUGAACAAGAAGUUGGUUCACAUGAUAAAGUGGAGAUCAUAUUAAUAGAUAUUUUACAGGCGCUACCUAAAGAGAGCAAACUUAUGUUUGUAUUGUGGUGGUUGCGUUUACAUCACCAAUUGAUUGGUGUUUUGCCCCCGGAAAAUCUAUCAUCCACUGCGAAUAUGCCAUACUUCUCCAAAUCAGUUCUCUUAUCCAAUCAGGAGCUAAUUGAAGCAGCAGUCAAUGAAACGGGUAUUUCCGAAAACUUAUUCAAACUGUUGGAAUUAUUUUCAAGCAACAGCAGUAGCAGUACUAUAUUCACCUGCUUUCUUUCUGUUGUCCAUUUGUAUAUACAAACUCUAAACGCGAAUUCCAAAUUUAAAGUUGCUGCAGAUACAGCGCUUUCUGUAGCUUUGUUCUCUACUGAGUAUGUAGAUGAUUUAUUUUUCCCGUCUGCAGUAUAUUCUCUAUUCUGUUUGGAUUCUUCUCUUGAUUGGACAGCGAUGAUUGCUAAUAUACCUGAUAAAUUAAGGGUGAAUAUUAAGUUGGAGCACCGCAUAGAAUUUGGAUUCUUGUUAACAUGUCUGAAUUGGCGUAAAAAACCAUUGGGCUGCAUGGAAUCUCAUCUUAUUGAAUGUUUAGGCAAUUUAAUUUUUCUUCCUAAAGAUGACAAUGAAAGUAUUAUUUCGGCGUAUAAAGAUUUGUUGAACAUAACACCUAUUGAUACUAGUGUGAAAAAUUUUGAGCUCAGUCCACGAAGUUCUACGUAUUUGUGGCUUAGCUAUUCUUUGUAUAUUUUUCUACAUUCCUUAGAUUAUCGUGCAGCUAUGGACCAACUAUUGGUGCACUAUAAAUCAUGCCUUGAAACCUGGGGAAAUGAAGCCAGAAAUCAUACUUUCAUUCGUCUCUUAGCUUUAAUGAUUAUCUUUUUGGCGAAUCAUUUAAAUCAAAGUGACAAUUUGACUUACUUUAAUAUGAUAAGGUCACUAUUUAUAGAUAAUCCUUUACAACUAAAUCGUCAGGUGCUUCCAACUUACUUUCUUGAAUUGGUUCAACAAAUUAAUGUAGGUCUUCUUCCUCCUGGAAUCCGUAGUGAUAUGUGUGUACAGCUUGUUGAAACGUACGGUUCACGUCUGGUCCCUUCAUUAUGUAGAACUUUAUGUGCUGUAGGUGAUCAUUUCUUGGCUCAAAGCUUGUGUGCAAUUGGAUGUUUAGACAAACCUGACGACGAAGACUUUUGGCUUUUAUAUGCAUCCAUUUCAUUUAAUACCCUAUCACGUACGAAGUCAUCUGAACAACUAUCAACUCUUUUGGAAAUCCUGACAAAUGCAACCACAAGGGUGACUUCCAGCUGUCGUCUGUGGAAAUAUUAUGCGCUUGCUGUUCGGAUUGCAAAUGUUUCCGUUGGACCAAUAACAAAUCGUGCCAAAUCUGCUGGGAUGUACGAGCUUAUUUCAAGUGGCUUAAAAGAAGAUAUUCCCACAAGUUUAUUAUCAGCAACUGGAUUUCUGUGUAGUGAAAAAUCUGGCAAGAAAAAGUUCAAUUAAACAUCGAAAGUAAGUCUUACGUUACUUUAGAUGAGUAGUUUUAUAGCACUGUCGCCCUAUGGACGCAGUGUUACAUUCAACGUUGAUAACUGAUUUCAUUUACUGUAUAUGUCCAAUUUUUUAUCCAAUUCAGUGAUUUGCUAGUUAUUUCAACAAAGUUGAUCGGCACAUCAGUCUACUCUCUACAUCAAAUAUUCCCUAAUUAAUUGUAGGUGAAUCCAUCAACAUAAACCACUGAUAGCCUGCGAGCAUAACCGUGCAAAUUUGACAAGAUAAAAGAAACAUUGCUGGAAAAUACAAGUGAAAAUAUAUGCAAUCAAAACAUUUUACUUAUAUUCUCAGGUAUUCAUUUUCUUUGCUUUAUAUAUCGCCAUAGUCCCUAUAAUUCGUAAUUACCUCAGAUCAACAGUUGAAAACUUCAUAGAUUUUCAUAUUUUAAUAGCUGUUCUGACAUUUGUUUAUCUUUUGUGAUAACAGAUGCACCGUCACAACUAGGCGGUAUCUCUUGUCUCAUAGAAGUGUUGCUGUAAAUCAAAAAUGUACACAAAUUACUGGGUUCACUCAAUUCCUAAGAUACUUCAACAUUAUCUAGGAUAAUAAUAAUAAUGCUCUACAACUGGCUAACUGACUGAAGAAUCAACGUAAAACUUCGCACAAUAUAACUUUUCAAGGUAAUAUAUGUCACAAGUGGCAACUCGAACUGCUGCACUUCGGUGCCAAGUUCUAUGUUGAAUCCAGCAGCAGCAGCAGCAAGUGCACCUGCGCCAUAAUGAUCGAGUUCGAACCACAUCAUCUAAAGUCUCCAGUCUUCAGUUCCGAAUAACUGGCGAGCGAAGACAGAAAAAUCACCAUAGGACUUUUCAUGGGUAUAAUCCAGUUCAACUCGCCAUACCCAAAUAGCACUCAUAAGAAGAAACUGUUGUCACGUACAAACAUGAGUUUCAGAAGAGGCCUCUUCAUCAUAAGUUGUCGGGCUUUAUGAAUUUGUCUCACACUUUAACUUGGUCACUUAGUGUAUAUUUUUCCAUGUAGUCCUACCCAAAAUAACGUAACUCACUAUAUUUAAUUAGCACGACUAGCGAAGAAUCAAAACAUAUACCGCGAACCUCGUAUGUUCUAUACUAUAAGCAGAAAUUAGACAAUUGUAUAGAUGGAGAUUAAAUGGCCAACGGCUCUGACUUAUUACUAGUGAAUGUAUAUGGUAAAAAAUGAACAGUUGAGUCAUACUUUUUGGUUACCUCAUAUCUCGGUGAGGAUUUUCUGUUACAACAUCGGGGAGUUGUGAUAGCACAAUACUGACUUUAAUAUUCUGAUUGGGUGUGUAAAGUUGUAAACAAAUUAUAUUUGUCUUUUUAAUUCUCUUUAUCCAAGCUAGUUUAUUAGUAAUUUAUGGUUUCUCUCAGUGACUCAUUGAUAAGAGUAAUUAUUAAAAAAAGAAUCAUUUUUAAAAUUUUUAAUUCACUUCAAAACACAAGUCAUCAAAGAGAUUUCUUUUGGUAACUUCACUUCACAUUUACACAGGGAGUUUAUAUAUGCAGUGUUAAUUGACAACAGCUGUCAGGGUCAUAGUGGAUUAGUAACAGAAUACAUCAAAAUGUAUGAGUAAUGACAAUGAUUUGGAAAUUGUGGAUAAUCCUAUAUAAUAGGGGGGUGUUGACAACUAAUUAGCUAAGUGACGAAUAAUCAUUUGAAAAUGAUUUGUAGGAAGCGGAAGAACAAAGAAUUAAAAAUAAGUUACAAAGAUAAAAUUAAAAAAAUAAAUAAGACUGAAAAAUAAGAAGGAUCACGUCGAGUGUAUCCUACAAAACUAUGCGGUAAAACAAACAUUUAUCCAGCCUCUUUACUACCGUGGGUCUUAGUGUCAAUUUUAGUUUUCUUGAAUGGUUGUAUAAUGAACUCUAUGUGGUCCGUUUUAUUUCUCAUUUUUAUUUGUUCAUUUUCGUUACCCAUUUAUAAUCUUUUGCUUUUUAUCAAUUAUUUCCAAAUGAAUAUUCAUCCAUUAGCUAAUUAGUUGCCAACCCUCCCCAUUACAAGGAGUAUUCAGUAUAUUUACACAUUGUUAUUAGUCAUUCACUGGGUUAGCAAAAGAGUACACACAUUUUGAGAUAGCAGAUGUGUAUGUACAUGUUCCCAUAUGCGUAGGGUUGCGAAAUCUCUUUCAGGAACAAUUUCUUUGAGUGGUAAAAAAAGAAGCAUAGUUGUUAUGCUUUCUUUAAUCCUCAAAAAAGCGUACUGUUGAGUAAUUUAAGUUUGCAUAUGUUAACUGGAGCCAAGGUUUCGAAAUUUUGCUACCACUAUUUUAAGGUAAACAGAGAGUUUAUUUAUUUUAUACACUUGGUUCCCUUGAUGAGUUUCAAAAAAGAAAAAAAGACCAGAUUAGCAAUAUACAAUGGGAUCACUGUGCGUCAGUGGCACAGCAGUAUAAUGCUCGCCGACCACACAGGUGGUCCGGGAUUCGAUCCCCGACCGAUGCACUCCUUUACCUCGGUAAGGGGGAAAGUUGGGCCUGAGGCUGGUAACUCCAUCCUGUGAAGCUAAUCACCACUGCUACAGAAACUUCAAGCCUCUUGCUUGAAGCCGUAUUUUCCACUGGGAACGCGAAGGAAUAAAAAAUGGUGUCAUUCUAUUCCACAGGCUCUCAUCAACUGCAAACUACCUGAAAUUACAAUGGUUAUAUUACAAUGAAAUUAGCAUACUUCAGUGUUUGAAUAAUAGUAAAGAAAACGUUAUGAAAUCAACGCAUCCGAAAUAUAAGCGUUACAAUUCGCUUUAGUUUAAGUUGCCAUCAAUUUAUAUACUUUCAAAAUAGAAAAGGAGGGGGGAGAGAAGAUAGAAAAUCUAAUAAACAGUGUUAGCAUGUAGGCUUACAUAGCAACUCAAAAAGAUUAUAGUUCAUAAAAUUGAAAACCUGCUCAGUGAGUUGAAAUCACUAAUAUGAAUGACUAAUCAAUGUUAUCGAAAUGCAGUUUCCAAGGUAGCGAGAGACUGAUUACACUCCCUUUCUGUAUGCAUAAGUUUGGUUUGAAGCGUUUGAUUGCAACUGCUUCAGCAAAUAGUAGUGAAUUUGCUGUGCUUUGUAUGUUUAAUGUUUUGAAGAAUUUGGAAAUCUUGGCGAAAUGACUCGUAUCCAUAAGGUGUCUGGUAACGUUGAUUGUGUUUAAAUAACCAUCACUUACGAUAUAUAAUUGACAUACUGGUUUUAUUUUGCACAUGAAUUAACAAUAGUAAGCCAUAAUCCUGUUCCGAUGACCAUGCUUUUAUGGGCGCUUUUGCUUGAUACAGUUUGUCUAUUUUUUUCUAUGAAAUAGGACGCUAUGUAGUAUCGGUUAAAUUUUUAAAAAAGUGCCUUCAGUAUUGUACCUCACUUGUUUGGAGUUCUUAUUCUAAUAGUACUGAUUUGUUUUUCUUCUGUUAUUGUUGGACGCAACCAUUAUGUACAAAAGAAACCUGUAUAAAAUUCUUGUGAGCACGUUUAGUUUAGUUCAUUAUUAUUAUUGUUGUAAUAAUGAUAGUAAUUAUUUUUUUGUUUUCAUUAUUAUCGCAAUCAUUAUUAAUAUUAUUUCUAACAUCUUUGUUAUUAUGUGCUCAUAUAUUUUUUCGUUACAGUGUUUUCGCCCCACCUCGUAACUGUUCUGUAUAAAUUUUAGGAAACUUUUCCACACAUGCAUAAUGAUGAGAACACCAUAUAUGUGUACAUAUGCGUAUUGAUUUUUGCUUAUUUGGUAAGUUUGUCGGUCAAAUACGAAGUAUGACAAUCAACUGAAUUUUGCCAGUUGUACAGUUAUACAUAUAUAUUCUUUUUUGCAAAUAAUAAAGCUUUCAGC
Messenger RNA from Trichobilharzia szidati, 7273 nucleotides. The record is from the annotation of a GenBank genome assembly. Lineage: Eukaryota; Metazoa; Platyhelminthes; Trematoda; Strigeidida; Schistosomatidae.